Messenger RNA from Drosophila innubila, 1084 nucleotides. Its product is annotated as alpha-tocopherol transfer protein-like. The record is from RefSeq and is a predicted model, not a curated record. Gene Ontology annotation, molecular function: phosphatidylinositol bisphosphate binding. The transcript is spliced from 3 exons. The coding region runs from base 65 to 1000 and encodes 311 amino acids. Gene Ontology annotation, cellular component: membrane. Lineage: Eukaryota; Metazoa; Arthropoda; Insecta; Diptera; Drosophilidae.
UAGUAGUCGGUCAGUUGCCACGACGCUCAGUUCAGAUACAGGUGGACAGUUGGACAGGUGGUUGAUGCAGAUAAUGGCCGAGAUACGUCCACUCAGCGCUGAGUUGCGCCGCAUUGCCGAAACGGAGCUGAACGAGGUGGAGGAACGUAUUCCGGCGGAUUUGCAAGCUCUACGAGAUUGGCUGGCAAAGCAGCCGCAUCUCAAGUGUCGCCAGGAUGAUCAGUUCCUCAUUGCCUUUCUGCGUGGCUGCAAAUUCAGCCUGGAGAAGGCCAAGUCUAAGCUGGAUCACUUCUACACCAUCAAGACAAUGAUGCCGGAGUUGUUCGCUAAUCGACAAAUGGAUGAACGAAACAUUGCCUUGUGUCGCACAGGCACAUUUGUAAGUUUACCCAAACCUUUUGGACCAGGCGGACCACGCAUACAUCUGACCAAUUAUUCCAAAUUCGAUUCGAAAGUGUUCAAGGUGUUUGACCUCUUCAAGUAUCAAGCACUAUUGUUGGAGCGUCAGGUGCGCGAGGAUGACAAUAGCAUCAUCAGUGGCUAUAUUGAGAUUCUCGAUUUGUCCAGCUUGAGUCUUAGUCUUCUGGCUCAAUUUGACCUUUCGCUCAUCAAAAAAAUGGGCGUGUUUGCCGAGAAGGCGCAACCGACGCGUAUUAAGGGUAUUCAUUUCAUCAACUGUCCCAAGGAAGCAGCCACAGUGCUUAACUUGGCCAAGAGUCUUAUGCCCGCCAAACUGCAAAAUCGAUUCUAUGUAUACAAGAAUCUGGAGAAACUUUACGAGGUUAUACCACGCGAAUUUCUGCCCGAGGAAUACGGCGGCAGUAAUGGACGUAUAGCUGACAUUGUAGUCAAGAUGGAACAAGAUUUGAUCGGCUAUAACGAUUACUUGAAGGAGGACAGCCAGUACGGAGUUAACGAGCAACUACGUCCCGGCAAGCGAAUGAAUCCCGACACUCUCUUCGGCAUUGAGGGAUCCUUUCGCAAAUUGGACAUUGAUUAAAUUAGAACUAAACUAAAAUUGAGUGGAAAAUCCAGCGAUUGACUAGUGUAUGAAAAUAAACAAAUUAAAAAACUAACAGAACUC